GCAGCUUUUGUCAGUCAUCACUAACACACCAAACCCUUCUUCUCUCUUCCCCUGAAACAUCCCUCCUCUUCCAACAAAAUCAGUGAGGAUCUGAGAAGAAGCAUUGGCCAGAGGUGGUCAGCUUUUUCCUUCUACGCAUGACUGCAAGGGGCAGCGACCCCAUAAGGGGUCGUCUUUGGCCACAAAUGGCCUUGGCAUUGGCCAUUGCUUUCAUUUCUUCCACUGUGGUUUCCGUCAAUGCUGAUGGUUAUCCUUACUAUUCUCCUCCACCACCUUAUGAAUACAAGUCACCACCUCCUCCUCCUUACGUCUACAAGUCUCCACCACCUCCACCAUAUGAGCACAAGGAUCCACCAUACUAUUACAAGUCACCACCACCUCCUUCUCCGUCACCUCCACCUCCCUACUAUUAUAAAUCUCCUCCACCACCCUCUCCUUCACCUCCUCCUCCAUACUAUUACAAAUCUCCGCCCCCACCCUCACCCUCACCUCCACCGCCUUACUAUUACAAGUCCCCACCGCCACCUUCACCAUCUCCUCCACCACCCUAUUAUUACAAGUCUCCACCUCCACCUGAAAAGUCUCCAACUCCAUCCCCCUAUUACUACAAGUCUCCACCGCCACCUUCACCAUCCCCUCCACCACCCUAUUAUUACAAAUCCCCGCCACCACCAUCACCAUCCCCUCCACCACCUUACUAUUACAAGUCUCCACCUCCACCUGAAAAGUCUCCAGCUCCAACUCCCUAUUACUACAAGUCUCCUCCACCACCAUCUCCAUCACCUCCACCCCCUUACUAUUAUAAGUCCCCACCACCACCUUCACCAUCCCCUCCACCACCCUAUUAUUACAAAUCCCCGCCACCACCUUCACCAUCUCCUCCACCACCUUACUAUUACAAGUCUCCACCUCCACCUGAAAAGUCUCCAGCUCCAACUCCCUAUUACUACAAGUCUCCUCCACCACCAUCUCCAUCACCUCCACCCCCUUACUAUUAUAAGUCCCCACCACCACCUUCACCAUCCCCUCCACCACCCUAUUAUUACAAAUCCCCGCCACCACCUUCACCAUCUCCUCCACCACCUUACUAUUACAAGUCGCCACCUCCACCUGAAAAGUCUCCAGCUCCAACUCCCUAUUACUACAAGUCUCCUCCACCACCAUCUCCAUCACCUCCACCCCCUUACUAUUAUAAGUCCCCACCACCACCUUCACCAUCCCCUCCACCACCCUAUUAUUACAAGUCUCCACCUCCACCUGAAAAGUCUCCAGCUCCAACUCCUUAUUACUACAAGUCUCCUCCACCACCAUCCCCAUCACCUCCACCCCCUUACUAUUACAAGUCUCCACCUCCACCUGAAAAGUCUCCAGCUCCAACUCCCUACUAUUACAAAUCUCCUCCACCACCAUCUCCAACACCUUAUUACUACAAAUCUCCUCCUCCUCCAUCACCAACUCCUUACUACUACAAGUCUCCACCACCUCCAUCCCCAACUCCCUACUAUUACAAAUCUCCUCCACCACCACCACCGUACUACUACAAAUCUCCUCCUCCUCCAUCCCCAACUCCGUACUACUAUAAAUCUCCUCCCCCACCACCUUACUACUACAAAUCUCCCCCUCCUCCAUCCCCAACUCCUUACUACUACAAGUCUCCUCCCCCACCACCUUACUAUUACAAAUCUCCUCCUCCUCCAUCCCCAACUCCAUACUACUAUAAAUCUCCUCCCCCACCACCUUACUACUACAAAUCUCCCCCUCCUCCAUCCCCAACUCCUUACUACUACAAAUCUCCACCCCCACCAUCCCCAACUCCUUACUACUACAAGUCUCCUCCCCCACCACCUUACUAUUACAAAUCUCCUCCUCCUCCAUCCCCAACUCCUUACUACUACAAGUCCCCUCCUCCUCCAUCCCCAACUCCUUACUAUUAUAAGUCUCCACCACCACCACCCAAAUACCCACCUCCUUACUACUAUAACUCUCCUCCUCCUCCAGUUGUGUAUCCCCCACACCCUUAUCAUCCGCACCACCAUCCUUUGAUUGUGAAGGUAGUGGGUAAAGUCUACAGCUACAAGUGCUAUGACUGGGAGUAUCCCGAAAAGUCUCAUAAUAAGAAACACCUCAAAGGUGCUGUUGUGGAGGUCAAAUGUAAAGCAGGAAGGAAUAUCAUCAAGGCUUAUGGUGAAACUAAGAGCAAUGGAAAGUAUAGCAUUACGGUUAAGGACUUCAACUAUGUCAAAUAUGGAUCCACAGUGUGCAAGGCCAAGCUUUAUGCUCCACCUAAGGGUUCACCCUUCAACAUACCUACCAAGUUGAAUGAGGGAACAGAGUUGAAGGUGAAAUCCAAAGACAAAUAUGAAGUUGUGCUUAAGGCUAAGCCAUUUGCUUAUGCUUCCAAGAAGCAUUUUGAAGAAUGCUACAAGCCCAAGCCUUCACCGACUCCUUACUACUACAAGUCUCCUCCUCCUCCUUCUCCAAUUUACAUAUACAAGUCACCACCUCCACCAUCACCUACUUAUGUUUACAAGUCACCACCUCCACCAGUGAAGUCACCUCCAUAUUAUUAUCAAUCUCCACCUCCACCAUCACCAAAACCUAAGCCACCAUACUAUUACAAAUCACCACCUCCGCCUUCACCAAAACCUAAACCUCCAUAUUACUAUCAAUCACCACCUCCACCAUCACCAGUGCCCAAGCCUCCUUAUUACUAUCAAUCUCCUCCUCCUCCAUCACCGGUUCCUAAGCCACCAUAUUACUACAAAUCUCCACCUCCUCCAUCACCAGUUCCUAAGCCACCAUACUAUUACCAGUCUCCACCUCCACCAUCACCGAUUCCUAAACCCCCAUACUAUUACCACUCUCCACCUCCACCAUCACCUUCUCCUCCUCCCCCAUACUAUUAUAAAUCACCACCCCCACCUUCACCAUCCCCUCCUCCUCCUUACUAUUAUAAAUCUCCCCCACCACCUUCACCAGUUCCUAAACCCCCAUACUAUUACCACUCUCCACCUCCACCAUCACCCUCUCCUCCUCCCCCAUACUAUUAUAAAUCACCACCCCCACCUUCACCAUCCCCUCCUCCUCCUUACUAUUAUAAAUCUCCCCCACCACCUUCACCAGUUCCUAAACCCCCAUACUAUUAUCACUCUCCACCCCCACCAUCACCUUCUCCUCCUCCCCCAUACUAUUAUAAAUCUCCCCCACCACCUUCACCAGUUCCUAAACCCCCAUACUAUUACCACUCUCCACCUCCACCAUCACCUUCUCCUCCUCCCCCAUACUAUUAUAAAUCACCACCCCCACCUUCACCAUCCCCUCCUCCUCCUUACUAUUAUAAAUCUCCCCCACCACCUUCACCAGUUCCUAAACCCCCAUACUAUUAUCACUCUCCACCUCCACCAUCACCUUCUCCUCCUCCCCCAUACUAUUAUAAAUCACCACCCCCACCUUCACCAUCCCCUCCUCCUCCUUACUAUUAUAAAUCUCCCCCACCACCUUCACCAUCCCCACCACCACCUUAUUAUUAUCAUUCCCCACCUCCACCUAAAGAGCAUGUACACCCUCCCUACUACUACCACUCACCACCACCACCAUCUCCAUCUCCACCACCUCCCUAUUACUAUAAAUCUCCUCCACCACCAUCCCCCUCUCCUCCUCCCCCCUACUACUACCACUCCCCACCACCACCAUCUCCCUCUCCUCCUCCUCCCUACUACUACCAUUCUCCACCACCACCAUCUCCAUCACCACCACCUCCAUACUAUUACAAAUCCCCUCCACCUCCAUCUCCAUCUCCACCACCUCCUUACUACUAUCAAAGUCCUCCUCCACCAUCUCCCACUCCUCAUCCUCCCUACUACUACAAAUCCCCUCCACCACCAACGUCGCAUCCUCCACCUUACCACUAUGUGAGCCCUCCACCACCUUCUCCAUCUCCUCCUCCACCAUACCAUUACACAUCACCACCUCCUCCUUCCCCAGCUCCCGCUCCCAAGUACAUUUACAAAUCACCUCCACCUCCAGUUUACAUAUAUGCUUCCCCACCUCCACCUAUCUACAAGUAAGUUCGAAUUGCGGAAGCACCAUUCACGAUAAAUCAUGUUCUAGUUUUUAUCGAGGAAUAAAGGCAAGCUCUAUUUGGAGUCAAGUGAAACAUCUAUCUUCCUGUCCAAGUUCUUUGAAUAAAAGUCUGAAUGUGUCAUCUCUGCACUACAAUAUUUGUGAUUCUGACCAAGUUGGUUCUAUUUGUUUGAUGGCCAUCUUGCACGUCCUGAUCUUAUUGUGUUCAAGUGACAGACAAAUCAGAACAGGGAAGAGAGAUUUGAAAUGUAAAUGCCAAGUGAAAGUGAAAAGUACAGUCCAGUUUUAGUGAUCUCUUUAAUUUAUUUGUUCAUAGAUUAAUAUGAUGGUGUAUGAUUGCUUUUCUAUUUAUUGUGGCAUUUUUGUGUUGUACCCUGUUGUUGUGUUUGCAAUAAGUAUUAGUAAUAAAGCAGCAAAUUCAAUUUCAGUUCA
Glycine soja is the source of this 4515-nucleotide messenger RNA. Its product is annotated as extensin-2-like. Bases 138 to 4067 code for a protein of 1309 amino acids. Lineage: Eukaryota; Viridiplantae; Streptophyta; Magnoliopsida; Fabales; Fabaceae. The transcript has 3 exons. The record is from RefSeq and is a predicted model, not a curated record. Gene Ontology annotation, biological process: plant-type cell wall organization. Gene Ontology annotation, molecular function: structural constituent of cell wall.